GUUGUGCUUCCCCAGGGUUUGGAGAUGUGAGUAUCGGACACUACUUGACAUCACCGUGGCCGACGAGAACCAGGCCUGCUAUUAAUUAAGAUUUGACUAAUUUCGAGACCAGUUUCGAAAGUUUACUAAUUCCUUGUUUGUAAAUGCAAGAACAUGGAUUUUAGAAUGAAAACAUAUGUUUUACAUACUUUUGUUUUAUGCGAGUAGACAAAUGUGAAAAAAAAACUUUUAUUGCACUUUUUUGAUGGACAAAAAUAUGAGGAUGUUAAUCCCGUUAAAUAUCGGCUUUAAAGAAGAAAUAAUUUUCAGACAACUUAGUGAAUUUUCCAUUUUAUUAAUUCCUCACUUGUCGGAGACAUGUCGAGCGAGGAGCUCGAGGAGGACAUGGAAUCGAUUGACGUUCCGGUGGGCUUCGCGAACAAAAGGUUGCAAAGGAUAUUCGCUGCGAAAAUGUAUGUCAUCGUUGCUAGCCAGAUUGUCAUAAUAGUUCUCAUCGUCGUAGGACUCACAUCGAACGAAGAGACAUUAGAAUGGGCGGAAACACACCCACAGUUCGCCAUUCUAGCCGCAACGGUUUUUGGCGUACUUGGUGGUGGGAUCACCUUCUCCGAACACCUCAGAAGGAGAAGGAAUCCACACUAUAGAAUAAUCUUUCUCCUUUUUAUGACGAUGUGUUUAGGGCUGGUCGUGACGAUAACCGCCGCGGUGCCCGCACUCGACUCCGUUUACGUGUCUCUGUCUUCCGCGUUCGCAGUGGCUAUUGUGAUGUCCAUCGUGGUCAGGUGCUCGUCGUUAAAUGUGACCGGGUGCAAAAUCUACUACGCCCUCUUUUUCAUCGCUGUACUCGCCAUGGGCAUCUCAUCCAGCAUCGGAAUUUUCAUGAACAUGGAAACCCUACAUAUUGUGUACUCCUACGUCUCCGUCAUCCUAUUCUCAACCUACAUGCUUUGUACCAUUCAGUUGAUCGUGAAGGAAAAACUUGGCGACAUUAAAGGCCCUGGUGAUUAUAUUCUGGCCGUCUUAGUCCUGUAUACAAUUGUCAUGGAACUUUGCAUUGCGUUGUUUCUAGCACUCUACAGAUGUUGCCGUCGCUGUCGCAAUCGAUCGUCGUCCAUUCAAGGAAGUUGAUGUACAAUUUAUUGAAAUUAAAUAAAACAAACAUAUGAUCACAAACAUUA
Cimex lectularius (bed bug) is the source of this 1178-nucleotide messenger RNA. RefSeq lists its product as uncharacterized. Bases 358 to 1128 code for a protein of 256 amino acids. Gene Ontology annotation, cellular component: membrane. NCBI's taxonomy places the organism in Eukaryota, Metazoa, Arthropoda, Insecta, Hemiptera, Cimicidae. The record is from RefSeq and is a predicted model, not a curated record. The transcript has a single exon.